Molecule: messenger RNA, 1491 nt
Organism: Tachysurus vachellii
Lineage: Eukaryota; Metazoa; Chordata; Actinopteri; Siluriformes; Bagridae
Gene: acad8
Product: acyl-CoA dehydrogenase family, member 8
Exons: 11
Coding region: 19-1278 (419 amino acids)
Biological process (GO): lipid metabolic process
Molecular function (GO): flavin adenine dinucleotide binding; acyl-CoA dehydrogenase activity
Source: RefSeq, a predicted model, not a curated record
CCGUGACUCUGAAUCAAAAUGGCGGCGGCUGCGUCUCUGUGGCGGCUGGUACGUUCUGCUUCAUGUAGCAUUAACAGAAGUAGAAGCUUAAUAUGUAACAGUGUACAGAAACGAGGAAUUGCAGCCUGCAUCGAUCCUUCUGUAGGUCUCACAGAUGAGCAAAAAGAGUUUCAGAAAGUGGCGUUUGAUUUCGCAGCCAAUGAAAUGGCACCACACAUGGCACAAUGGGACGAGAAAGAAUUCUUUCCUGUGGAAACCAUGAGAAAAGCAGCCCAGCUCGGCUUUGGGGGAAUUUAUGUGCAGCCGGAUGUUGGGGGCUCGGGACUGUCUCGCCUCGACACGUCCAUCAUCUUUGAAGCUUUGUCCACUGGUUGUGCGAGCACCACGGCUUAUAUCAGCAUUCACAAUAUGUGUGCCUGGAUGAUCGACACAUUCGGUAAUGAUGCACAGAGAGAGAAGUAUUGUCCUGAUCUCUGCUCUAUGGAGAAGUUUGCAUCUUACUGUCUGACUGAGCCUGGGAGUGGAAGCGAUGCAGCAUCACUGAUAACCAGCGCAAAGCAACAAGGAGACCAUUACAUCCUGAACGGCUCCAAGGCCUUCAUCAGUGGUGGAGGGGAUACAGAUGUGUAUGUAGUGAUGUGUCGUACUGGAGUAAAAGGCCCCAAAGGCAUCUCCUGUGUGGUGGUGGAGAAGGGAACUCCAGGACUCAGUUUUGGUAAAAAGGAGAAGAAGGUUGGUUGGAACUCGCAGCCCACAAGAGCAGUAAUCUUUGAAGACUGUGCGGUUCCUGUGGCUAAUCGGUUGGGAACAGAGGGACAGGGUUUCAACAUCGCCAUGCACGGCCUCAACGGAGGCAGAAUUAACAUCGCUUCCUGCUCCCUCGGAGCUGCUCACGCGUCUGUCCUGCUCGCCCGAGACCACAUACGUGUUCGCAAACAGUUUGGAGAACCUCUUGCAAACAGUCAGUUCCUGCAGUUUAAGCUGGCUGAAAUGGCCACCAAGCUGGUAGCGUCUCGGUUGCUUGUGCGUCAAGCUGCCGUCGCUCUGCAGGAGAAGAGACCAGAUGCUGUGUCGCUCUGCUCCAUGGCAAAACUUUUCGCCACUGAUGAAUGCUUUGCGAUAUGUAACCAGGCUCUGCAGAUGCACGGUGGAUAUGGCUACCUCAAAGACUACGCAGUACAGCAGUUUGUUCGAGAUAUAAGAGUGCAUCAGAUAUUAGAAGGAUCCAAUGAAGUGAUGAGGAUGAUCAUUUCCAAAAAUUUACUGGCCGAGUCUUGAUCGAGAAAUCAGGACUUCAGAAGCUCAUCAUGGACUCUGUUACAGUAGAAGUGACUAAUAGAUAACAAAUUACAUAAUGAGAGAGACUGUUUGUGAUUAUAAAUAUGUCUGUAUAGUGUAUUUUUGUUGUAUGUUUCAUAUUGAACUUGAUCUAAUAUGACAUACUGUAGGUGAACAAAUUACCAACAAUGAAAAAUAAAGUGUUCGAUUACA